AGACUGCAGGCUGAGGAAGAGACGUGGCCUUAUAAAUCGGAUCCAGUAAGUUGGGAGGCGUCAGGAAACCAGACACAAACAAAGACCUAGAAGGCAAGAGAGAGAGAGAGAGAGAGAGAGAACGCCAGACGUGAUGUCCACCUUCCCCAGAGCAGCCAGCCCAUCCUGGCAGCCCUCAGGGCCACAGGACGAAGACCCCAACCUGGAUGAGUAUGACCUCUACAGCCUGGCUCAUUCUUUCCUGGGAGUGGGAGGCCGGAAAGGUCGCACCAAGAGAGAAGCUGCUGCCAACACCAACCGCUCCAGCCCUGGUGGGCACGAGAGGAAGCUGGUGACCAAACUCCAGAAUACGGAGCGGAAAAAGCGAGAAGCACGGCCCUGAGACAGAGCUGGAGAUGAAGCCAGAGCAUACACACCUCACAGCAAUGGCGACAGGACCACAGAGGACUCAGCACCUGGAGCAGGAUCCAGGCCUACCUGCCCCCCACCCCAUCCCAAGGACUUACCCCACUGGACUGAGGCUCUGAGGGGCUACUGAGGAAGCACCCCCAGCCCGAGAGAAAGGCAAGAUAGGGAGAAAGAGGCAGGGAAUGAAGGUACCCCAAAAAGAAAGAUGCUGAAGAAACCAGAGCUCCCUGGGGUGGCAGUGACAAUAAAGUACAGCAGAAGCA
Molecule: messenger RNA, 671 nt
Organism: Pteronotus mesoamericanus
Lineage: Eukaryota; Metazoa; Chordata; Mammalia; Chiroptera; Mormoopidae
Gene: NUPR1
Product: nuclear protein 1, transcriptional regulator
Exons: 3
Coding region: 134-382 (82 amino acids)
Biological process (GO): negative regulation of cell cycle; negative regulation of cell population proliferation
Cellular component (GO): nucleus
Source: RefSeq, a predicted model, not a curated record